Molecule: messenger RNA, 4401 nt
Organism: Seminavis robusta
Lineage: Eukaryota; Bacillariophyta; Bacillariophyceae; Naviculales; Naviculaceae
Source: the annotation of a GenBank genome assembly
AUGAACAACAACAGCAGCAACAGCGACAAUUUUGGUGGAGGAGGGCCGCCGCCUUUGGCCAACCAAAACGGGCACAACCAACAAGGAAAUCAGCAGCAGAACGGCCAGAAUAAUCCAUUUCAGCCAAUCGCCGUCCAAUAUCCCGUUCGUAACAAUGGCAACCGCCACAACCAGCCAUGGCAGCAAGCUCAGGCUCAACCGCAAGGUGGAGCUCGGGGUCAGCUACAGCCUAUGCCGCCACCGUUCGGCCAGCCUCCUUUCCCAAACGUGGCCGCAAUGGGACAACCUCCUGCCCCCAACGUGGCCGCAAUGCCGCAACCUCUCCAAGCUGCCAUGCCGCCGAACCAGAACCACCCCUGGCCACAGCAGCCACCUCAGAUGAAUGAUCUCUUUCUGCGGAUGUUGCAACAGCAGAAUGAUCUCGUGCAACUGGUGCAACGGCAGCAACACCAACUCCAGGAUAUGCACCAGAGACAAGUCCGUCUGGAGCAGCAGGUCCAGCGUUCACAAGUACCUCCGUCCAGAGCAGCAAUAGUUCCCCAUGGGGCCCUUGACGGACGCCGCGACAUUGUGACGGUCAAAUACCGGCCACAAAACAGAGGCCUCCCACGACUCAAUGAUUUGACGCUGUUCUACAGGGAUACCUUUCGAUAUAUGAUCUGGCAGAUGGGAAUGCUUAACCGAGUGUUUAAUGCCGCUGCUUUCUUGCUGGUAACCUUUUUGGACAUGCUGGCGAAUGCCUUCAACUUUCGAAAUGGUCAAGCCAACCCUGUACGGAACAUUUCGGUCUGGGUAGAGCAAGACCGUGUUUUGGGCCGUGGUCUACCCGGGUCUCACGGAUACCUCCCGCGCCGCCCAGAGUGGCAGGAUAUGACCCAAAGAGAUGUCGUUUGGCAGCUGAACGGCAUCAAUUUCGUACCUGCGAGUCGAGCAUGUGUUCUCCAUGAUAUCACCAAUGCCAGGCCUCCGAAUGGAGGGGGUGGUGGAGGUGGAGGCCACGGGGGUGGUGGAGGCCGUGGAGGUCGUAGAGGUGGUGGAGGCCGCAGAGGCGGUGGAGGCCGUGGAAAUCGUCAAGGAGGAAAUCAAGAUGGCGGUCAUGGCGGCGGGCCACCGCCACCGGCAGCAACAGGUCGAGGAGGAAGCCAAGGCGGACGUCGUGAUGACGGUGAAACGGGCGAUGGCAGCAGCCAAAGUGACGCUUCUUAUACCAUGUUGUCCGAUACUGGAGCCACUGCCCCAGUUCCUUCCCGUGUUCUCUCCAAUGAGUCUCUGAGUGACGAUAGCUGGACAGACGGUGGCGCUGAGGGAGUACCCAGCAAGUGGCUCAAAGCGCAUAUGGGAGCCUUUGAUAGUUGCGCAGCGGACACCGACACACAAAGCAUAGACAGUGAUUGUCCAAUGGAUCUAUCGUCUCGCCUCAACGAUGUUACCAGCAAGAGCAACAUUCCCAGCCAGGGGUCGGUGUCACUGAUGGAGUCUCACCACUCUGUGACGGACAAGUGGACAACAACCACAGCCAAGGACCCACCACCAAACGUCUUUGACCCAAUCAUUGCGCACGGAGAAAGUGGCAAAAGUGUCAUGAUCCACAAACAAGGCGGAGAUACCGUUCAACUUGAGCGAGUCUUCCUUGUGAAAACCCACAACCCGGAUCAGGCUUACAAUCUCUGUGGGAAGGCAAGCAUACUCUUGGACAGUCACUGCCAGGUUGAGGUUGCCUUUGUUCUCCCCCGCGACAAAUCCUCCACACAGAGUGGGGACUGUGUCUUCCAAGAACCGGAUCCUUGCAAUGUACAGUUUGUUGCCAUCAAGAAGAUCAACAAAGCUGCAGUCCGAAAAUUCCUUGAUGCGGGUGGGUCCAAAGAUCAUUACAAGGAUAUUGCAUAUCUUCAGCAACUUGGCGAUGGUGUCAACGUGAUGCCCUGCAUCGAAGCCCUAGAGACACGCCAAUUCGUCUUUGUUGUGACCCCUUAUAGUCACACAGGAUCCCUGAUGGACAACAUUCCUUGGGGCACUGGCUUCUCGGAGACAGAGGCAAGACGGGUAUUCGUGAAUAUCAUUCAGAUUCUGCAGUAUCUCGAUCGUCACGGUGUUUGCCACCGUGAUGUCUCGCCUAGGCAUCUCCUGUACCUGGGAAAUCAACUGGUACUCACCGAUUUCUCGGCAGCCAUUCGAAUCCCAAGAGACAGUAGUGGUCGUCGCAACCUUAUCGUCGGACAGGGCUCUUCUGGAAACUUUGCGUGCCAACCUACCGAAGUCUUCCUAAAUGGUUCCUUCGAUGGAGCCAGCGCCGACCUCUGGGGUGCAGCAGUUACACUUUACACCAUACUCACUGGGAAUGUUCUUUACCAGUUUCCUCAUCCAUACGACAUGCGGUUUCGCGUAUUUGUUAUGGCGGAAGGACUUCAGCCAAGUCUUAGCCAGCAAAUCGUUGAUUGGUUUGAAAGUUCGCCAGAGAGCAAGGGUGGCAAUCUCCCAGACACCGAGAAGGAUAUACUUGCGAUGGCAAAGGCGAAUCUUGGGAUCUCGCCUGAUGCACUGGAGGUCCUGAUCAACCUCUUGAAGUUUGACCCCGGGAAUCGGUGGACUUUGACACAGACUUCCCAGAGUUCGUGGUUGCAAAGCGGAAUGAGUGAGAAUGGUGUGGCAGGUGUUACUACCAUGGGCCCUGUCGUUGGAGCAUUUACUGCUCCCGUGGAUCUGAGCAGUCAAACAGAUCAACUUCUUCAGCUUGCACCAAGCAAAGACGAGGUUGCCAUGGAUGUCGAAGUGCCGACGGCACUCGCCAAGUCAGAAUCAGGAAAGUUAUCUUCUGCCACGGAGGACGACGAAUGGGCAGAUGUAUUGGCGGAGAGGUUUGUAGUACCCGCAUUGGCUGGGGGUGGCCUCCCAGAAGCGUAUGUUCAGGUAGUCAUGGCAGCACCACUGAUUGAUGAGAUGGCGCUCUGGGUGAAGAUAUUCGAGUUUGUUGGAACCAUUGAUCAGAGUGCCAGUUCCAAAAGAUUCUAUGGAGGGCGGGAACAUGACCGCUCCAUGUACAUGUCACUGACUGUCCCACACAAUCCAUUCUUCCAGCCACAUGAGAUUCAAGUGAAGGUGUCAACCAGAGACCAAGGGUGGACAUCUGGUGAAGCGGGCCACAGAAGCUACUGCAGUGCCGUUGAUCUUGUCCUCGGUCACCAUGAGCGUGACUACCCGGAAAACGUCGAAUGGGAAAACACUCGUGGAAGGACCAAGGUCGUCUGGAACAUUGCGGCAGGCAAUGCCUGGGAGGAGACAAAGCGCACAUUCGAUGAACAAUCUGAUAUUGUUGGGGCCAUGAGACAACAUCUAAGGACCAAUCCCCGGGAGACUGUUGGCAUUUACACUAUUGCUCAUUAUCGUGGCUGGUUGUCCAAAGUGAAAAAUGGAACCCUUGUUGUCAAAUGGGCACCCACUGUGCAGGAGAUUUGGAAUGAGGUCGAAAGGCGAAAGUCUGCACUGUGACAAGUCGGACAAGCCAAAGCUUGAGCAUUGCGCACCGAGCUUGAUUGCCUUCAAAGGUAUCCCCGGCUUUGCAGACCCCCUGAUGGCUUGGUUUGUCUUCGACACGAUACUGUACGUGCGUCCACGAGAUACCCGCCACCAUGAACCUGCUGCAGCAUUGCCAGUCCAACUAGACACACAAACCAAACCAUUAUACAUGAAUCCAGAGAAGCAAACUUCAGAAACAAACCAAACCAGAAAGAAUCAAAGCAUACAUGAUGCAUGUUCUACUGUAAGCCCACAAGAGGCUGAGUAACAAGAAGAAGAGUCGUUACCAUACAGGUUAAUAAGAAACGAUUUGUAUCCACUAAUCGUAGCUGGCUGGCAGCUAGCCAGCAAACUACUAGCCAGCGAACAGGAGAAGUCACUCUUCGUAGCCAGUUUUCCAUCCAUCAUCCAUCAUCCUUUCCGCGAAGCAACCAGAGCAAGCAACCAUCGCAAAGACCAUUAGAAGGAACCACUUAUCUGGCUAGCCUUGAACUGAGGUCAGCUCCUUUUGCUACUUGUACGCUGCGGUGCUGUAGUGGUACAUGUAUUUAAACGCUGGGCGAUGUAGCUCCUCGAAAGCUGUUCCGAAGGUGCUCCCCAUAGCCAUCAGUAGAAGAUCCCAAAAGUCGUUUCAUACGGUGAACGCAACGAUUCUUGAACGAGGGUGGUCCCGAUGAAAAGAAAGCAUCUGUCACACCAGGACUCGACUUACAGUUAACAGUUCCCUGUCAAAAUAAAUUGUCCUCCCCACGAAAUCCCAAAAUCUUUCGCUUAUUCGCGAUCUUGAAUCUCCAGUCGUGAGUCCACAUGGAUUGGGCCCGCACCAUAGCAUGGACAUGGAAAUAAAUGAGCACACAAUUUUCUUCUUGGCACAAGAAAGCAUCCUCG